GCUUUUUUAAACAAACCAGAUCAUAUAGUACAAUGAAUAUAGGAGUAAUGCCGAUGGAAAUCUUCACAAUAUUUAGUAAUAUUACAUUUUCUCUAUAUUUUAUAGGAUCGUACUAAUGUUUAUUAAGCAAUUCGAUUAGAUUAAAAUUGUCUAAUUAAUUGAUUAAGACAAGAAAUAAUCAGAAUCAUUUAGAUAAUUGUCAAUCAGCGGUAAAUGACCCUUCAAAAUUUCCUGUUAUCCAUUUCGGCCUUUGACAAUCACGUUUGUUGAAUCAUGGAGAGAAAUCCACUUUUGCUUUAUCAUCAAAAUAUCCUCUGGCAAACGCUAAAGGAUGACGACGAAUUCUGCAAUUAUAUUAUACAACAAAAUACUACUGAUGAAGAUGGAGAGAAGAAGAGAUUGAAGAAUGAUUUUGAAUAUUUAUUCAAUAAUUUCAUUCUAUUCCAACCUACUGAUCGGAUAAUUUCAUUACUCAGCGAAAUAUCCGAAUCAAAAUAUACAGAUUUAAUAAUUCGCUUACAAAAUACAUGGAAAAGUUUGAUUGAAGAAAGAAGAGAAUUCGUUCUGGAAGAAAUUUCAAAUAUUCAAAAAUCUCCAUUCUUGAAAAGAGGAAAAAUGAAUAAAUCAUUUUUAGAUUAUAUCAUUCCUAUUCAAAUCAUUUCCAGAAGUAAAUCGAACGUUUAUUCUAGCGAAGGUCUUACUAUUGACCUAAUUAAUCAUUUAAAUGGAAUGAAUAAUGACCAGUCUAUUCUUUUCGGAGGCGAGGCGGGAAUUGGUAAAACGUAUCAUUGUCUAAAGCUUUUGAAUCUUUGGGCGACCAAUUACAACAUAUUUUCCAAUUAUUUGGUCAUUUUAGUGAAAAUGGACGAAAUUUCGGAUGAUGAAGAUUUUCUCGAUAUUCUGCUCAGACAAAAUUUCUCUCCUAAUUCAAAAGUAACAAAACAAUUACUCAACUAUUAUUUGAACGAUCUACAAGAUAAUCGUCGUAGAAAUAUCGUGUUCUUCUUUGAUGAAAAUGAUAAUACAAAUCGAAAUCGUAAUCGAAUUCUCGAUAUAAAAGCUACAAAUCUUCACAAAAAGUUUGCUAUGAUUUCGUGGUCGAGAUAUUGGAGAAUGGAAGAUCUAGGGAAGGAAUACGAUCAUAUUUUUGAAAUCACGGGUUUUAGUUUUUAUCAUAUGACUCUCUUCGUAUUGAGAUUUUGUAUUAACCCAGAUUAUUUCGAUGAUAAUCAACCUGAAAGAUGUAUAUCAGAUGAAAAUCUGAUCCACUUUUCCAACAAAAACUUGUUGUAUUUCGACGCUAAUCUUAAUCUAAAAACGGAUAAUAAGAAAGCAAUUAGUCUUGAGAGAAAUAUAUCGGUAUUGAUUAAUUCCAUGCAUCACAUAUGUUACAAUCCCUUAAAUGCUUUAUUACUACUAUUUACUUGGAAGAAUAUGGAUAAAUGGAAUAAUUGCCCUAAACUGAAAAUAUUUAAGUCACUUUUUAAUAAUAUGAAAGAUCACAUUUAUACUUUCAAAGGGAAUUUUGAUUUCGACGGAGUAAUGAUGGAAUGUUGCAGAAAAGCAUUUAAUAACUACUUCUACGGAACACCGAUGGAAUUGUCGGAUCUUCUCGAAAGUUGUCAGAAUGUUGCAGAUUUGUUGAUACCUUACGUUGAAAAUGGAAAGAAACUUUUUAAAUUCUAUCAUUCUUUAUUCCGUGAUUAUUUUGUUGUUGAAUAUAUUAAUCUGUGUUUAGAGAAGGAUAGAGUAAUGGAAGAAAAAGAAGAGAAGAUAAAUAUGAUAUUCAAUGAACUUUCAAAACCGGAUAAUUCAUUAAAAGUAGCAAAUAUUCAACCUUUUCUCCAGCAUUCGGAAAUUGAAACAAAUGAAAUAAUCCUGAAAUACAGUAUUGAAAGUACUACUAGGAGUGAAACAAAGCUUAAUCUAAGAAGAAGGGAAAGUGAAGAUACGGAUUAUAUAACAUGCAAGUUUCGAAUGAUAGAUUAUAAGAGUAUUGAUAAAUUUCAUAUUCAAGACAGAGAUGUUAGUGUUGUUGAUAUUAGAAAUAUAAGUAAAAGAUUGGGGAAAUCAACCGUAAUUACUACUGUUUCAUCUAUAUAUUGUUCAUUGAAUAGCGAACAUUUUAUGCAAAUGGGACAUAUGUUUAGUAUGAACAGUCCAUUGGAAAAGUUGGACUUUUCCGGAAAUGAAUUUGAUGAGGAAUCAUCAAAAUACUUGUUCAAUUGCAUAAGUGAAAAUCUAACAAAGUUAAAAGUUCUAAUUCUUAACCAUUGCGAUUCGCAAUUAUCCAACGACGGUCUUUGUCGUUUAUUGAAGAAAAGUAAACACUUAUCGCAACUGGAAUUAUUAAAUAACGAACUAAAUGAAUCGGCCGAUUUCUCGUUUAUGGAGACAAUACUAAUGAUGAAAAGUAUGAAAACGCUUAAGCUUCCUAACAUCAAUACGUAUCAAAUAGAACAUUUGAAAAAGAAGGCUGAAACAUUAAAGACCGAAAUACACGUGACAAGUUUGUAUCUUGGAAAAAAUGAACUCGAUGACCGAAUUAUAAGGAACUUUGUUGAGAAAAUGAUCAAUUCAUCUCAAAGUAUCAAUACUAUUGGUGUGAAUGGUCAAAAGGUGAAUUUUAACGACUACGUCUACUUAUUUGAUAUAUUGAAAGUUAUAAAGAAAAUUGACUUUUCCGACGGUGAUCACGAUAGAGAGAAUAUGGAACGUCUUUUGAAAUUAAAUUAUCUUCAAAAGUAUCCAGAUUUGGAAUUGGAUGUUAGUGAAUGUAAAUUAGAUCAAAUGAUGUUAUGUUAUCUUUUCAAAUACGAUAAUAUAACCGUUCUUAACGUUAGUGAUAAUAACUUUAAAGGAAUUCUAAAAUGGGACUAUUCUAUAGUGUUAAAUAUGCCUAAACUUCAAAAACUCUACAUGAACAAUUGCAACUUGGAUUCGAAUUUUCUAAGUUGGUUUACCCGUAAUCUAUAUAGAUUUCAGUCAUUAUUCGAUCUGGAUUUAUCCUCUAAUCCCUUCGAAAAUGACGCUGCAUUGGAAUUUUUCGAAAAGAUUGCCAAGGAGAAAAACAAAAUCAAAAUUUUGACAUUUUACGGUCCAAAUCUUGAUAUUGAAAUUCUCUUGGAUUUAGUAAUUCUUAUCAAAGAGAAUACUACCUUAAUGUCUCUAAACUCACCAACAGAUAAUCUUAAUUAUAAUUUUAACAACAUUAAAAGUGUCCUGGAUUCAAGAGACUUCAAUUUAGAAUUAGCAGAUAUGAUAUACUUUGAAUUUUUCCGUCUUAAAAGAUUUAAAACCUUAAUCAUUGGUAGACAAAAGUUUGUCCAACCUAAUCAAUAUUUCACUAUUGCAAACUACUUUAAACAAUUGGAAAUUACUGAUAUUGUUAUCAGUAAUGAAGCCUUAGAAUAUCUUGAUGUUACUGACAGAAGUGGCAUCAUUAAACGAUCUCCAAACAUUCAAACUUUUACAGUUCAAUCUACAUAUAUUAGAGAAUCCUUUGCUCAGGAUUUUUUCUCGGUAAUGGAGUCCGUAUCAACGUUGAAAUCUAUAUCAUUAAUUAAAUCUCCAAUUCAAGAAGAAUACUUAGAAGCUGCCGGAAGUUUAAUAGGACGACAAAAGGAUCUGAAACAUUUAAACAUUACUGGAAGAAUUAUUCUCAAUUUAUUCGAUACUAAUCUCUUUCAGCAUAUAUCUCCGUUGUGCUGCAAUAUUGAACAAAUCUUUCUCGAUUGUAGCGAAUGCUGUUUAAACGAUACUGACAAACAUCUCGCUCAGUUUUUAGGACGGCAAACGCGACUAAACAAACUCUGUCUCUCCUACACCGAUAUUGAUGGAGUCUCUAUAGCAAAUAUAUUUAAACACAUACCUUCGCCAUCUUUCAAUCUAACCGAACUAUCUGUACCCAAUUACGAAUUGUCUCGACAAAAUCGGCAAGACUUUGGAGCAUUCAUCGCUUGCCAGACUCAACUUAACUACCUUGAUCUUAGCGGAAUUACCUGCACAGAAAUGCCUAUCAAUAUAGACGAUUCUAUGUUUCCGGAUAAUCCCGAGUUUUGUUGCAACAUUUCUAAACUUUAUCUCGAUAAAGUACACUUUUCAAAUAAUCUGAGUGAGGAUAUUGGAAGAUUAAUACAACGACAAAAGAAUCUGAACACUCUUAGUCUAUCAUCGGCCAAGUUCGAAGAAGAAAGUGGAAGAAACUUAUUUCAGUGUAUUUUAGAGUCGUGUUGCACAGUUGAACAUUUGGAUUUGUUAAAUAUCGCAUAUAAAGAAGAUAUGAACGAGCAUCUAGGAAAAUUCAUCGACAAUCAAACUCGUCUUCAAAAGCUGUUUUAUUCGAAUAGCAGUUGGGAAAGUCAUAAAAAAUCCGACAUCUUUCAAUAUAUUCUACCCAGAUACUCGAAUAUAAGAGAAUUAAAGCUGGAUAUAUCGAAUUUCUCCAAUAGUCUUCACGAAAACAUGGCCAUAGUUAUUGGAUGUCAAACGAAACUCGCAUCUCUGCAUCUAAUGAAUGGAGAUAUGGAGAAUAGAUUUGGCAAUCUCCUAAACAGCAUUCCAAAUGUCUGCAACAAUAUUGAAGAGAUUGUAUUUCGGAAAUGUAAAUUAGACGAAAGUUGUCUGCGUGCUAUUCAAAAAUUCAUUGGAUUUCAAAAGAUUCUUAGGAAAUUGGACAUAUCGGAUUGUAGUCUUGAAAACUACUCAAAGGAUAAAGCAUUGCUUAAAGAGAUAAUUCUAUCUUGUAGUCAUCUUCAACAAAUUGUGUUUGAUAACAUUUUUGAAGGAAUCGAUCUGAGUAGUGACUUGAAAAGUUUGAAUGGAUUUAUGUGUCUUGGAGUUCAAUUUUAUUAGCAAUUCAUGGGAUUGUUUUAUAUACUGUAUAUGCUAAUAGUAUUACUGUAUCUACUAUGUAGUAUUCAAGUUAUGUCCUUUCAUAUGGACCCCUUGUUAAAUUGCACUGAUUUGAUUAUAGAAGGGGUCUUUUUUCGGUAAAUAAAGCCAUAUUCUUGUUACACUGUGAACUGUAAAAUUGCUUUAUUUGAACAACAAAAUGGUGUAUCUUGUAGAUUCUUUGAACAUAUCAGUGAUUUGAAAAGUUUAAAUCUAUGCAUAACUUUUUACAGCCAUUUUGCUUAUUGAUUUGUUAAUAAAUAAAGUCAGAUGUCAUUAAAUGAUUCGGUCAAUGUGAUCAAAAAGUAUCUAAAGAAUAUGAAAACAUGCAUAAUUCAUAGCAUUCUCAUAUAAUUAUUGUGUUUUAUUCGAUUCACAUAUUGUGAUAUUUUCCUUGCAAAUGUCAGGUUAUCUAUUUUGGAAACGAACGUUAUUAAGUUACUAUAUAAUUCCAUUGCUUAUGGUAGAAUUAUUUGAAGAGAUUCUAUAUUGCGU
Dimorphilus gyrociliatus is the source of this 5388-nucleotide messenger RNA. The record is from the annotation of a GenBank genome assembly. NCBI's taxonomy places the organism in Eukaryota, Metazoa, Annelida, Polychaeta, Dinophilidae.